Messenger RNA from Dentiscutata erythropus, 1092 nucleotides. The record is from the annotation of a GenBank genome assembly. NCBI's taxonomy places the organism in Eukaryota, Fungi, Glomeromycota, Glomeromycetes, Diversisporales, Gigasporaceae.
AUGUAUGUCAAGUGCUUCGAUGAUCAAGAUAAAUUGCUCCUUUUAAAUCGUGGGAUUGAUGUUUCAGAGAUAUUAAACUACCAUUUAGAUGAUAAUUCAAAUUAUAAUGAAGACGAUGAAGGCGAUGGUAUUAUAGAAAAUAAUUUUAGUUCAAAUACUAAGACUGAUAUCGUAAUAAAUCCACCGUUAUUUAAUUAUCCUGGAUUCCUUCGGAAAUUGAAUUUCACUUCAAUGAUAAAAGCUGUUGAGGCUUGGUGUUACUACUUAUCAAUUGAAAUGGAAAAAACUCAAAGGAGUGACUUACUUGAAAACGCUGAAAUUUUAAUCUUUCGAUCAUUAUUACGACUUUGUUUGAACAAAGGAGCAAGACUGCACGAGUUGAUUUUAUAUCCUGACCAAUUUGAAUCAUCAAACGAUGAAAUGUAUACGUCAUUGAUCGAAGAUGAAUUUAAAGAACUGUUCGCGCCGGUUAAAACCUUGGAAUUUAGCGGUAUUGUUAGAAUGGACGGAUUUUUGCAAAUGUUGGCUCAAAGAUGUCGUGGAAUUGAACAUAUACGCGUCACAACGUUAUGGGCACGUCGUAGUAAUGAUAAACUCGUCGGAAUUUUUCGUGACUCACUAGCUACCCUGUUUUCGGUCCAAAAUUCAUUAACAUCUUUCGAAUUAUCGUAUUGCAAAGCCUACACUAAUGCAAUACUACCAGUUUUAGAACCACAUACUUCUACAAUUCGAUAUAUUCGAUUUGAUAAUGUGAAUUUCGAAGGAUGUGACCCAUUAUGUGUACUUUCUAACUGUAAAAAUAUGGAUGUGCUCGAAAUUAUCCAAUGCGUGAAUUUAAAUGAAGAAAUGGUCGAUCCUAUUAUAAAAACAAGGUUUAAAAAUGGAUUUGAAGUUAGAUUGGUAGGUGAUGAAUUAUUACAAAUUGAAAAGUUUAAAGAUUGGGUAAUUAAAAAUAGUAGGUUUAAUAAAAACAUUGGUACGAUAAAUCUUGGCUCUGUUUGUGAAAGGAAUGAUGCAAACAUUGCUAGUACUGAAGAGAACAUUCUUAAUGAAAAGUAUGGUGGCAAUAAUGACGAGAAAGGAAAAUUGUGA